Messenger RNA from Besnoitia besnoiti, 1188 nucleotides. Its product is annotated as transaldolase. The coding region runs from base 1 to 1188 and encodes 395 amino acids. The transcript is spliced from 6 exons. Gene Ontology annotation, cellular component: cytoplasm; intracellular anatomical structure. Gene Ontology annotation, molecular function: transaldolase activity. The record is from RefSeq and is a predicted model, not a curated record. Gene Ontology annotation, biological process: pentose-phosphate shunt; carbohydrate metabolic process; pentose-phosphate shunt, non-oxidative branch. NCBI's taxonomy places the organism in Eukaryota, Apicomplexa, Conoidasida, Eucoccidiorida, Sarcocystidae.
AUGUCUAACACAAAGAAGCGCGCCGGCGCGUCGGAUCAGGGCGCUCCCUCUCCUGCUGCAAAGCUGCGAAAAACCGAGGAAAACAACGUGCACGAGAACUCUCUGGAGGCGCUGCGCAAACUCUCCGUCGUCGUCGCCGACACGGGAGACUUUGAGAGUCUGAAAAAGUACCUGCCGCAGGACGCGACGACCAAUCCUUCGCUGCUUCUCAAGGCGGCAUCGAUGCCGCAGUACGCGCAUCUGAUGGACAAGGCGAUCGAGGACGCGAAGAAAGUCCACGCGAAAUCCGAGGUAAACUCUGCCCGACUUGAGGAGGUCAUUGAUCAGCUGUUUGUCGCCUUCGGCGUCGAAAUUCUGAAAAUCGUCCCUGGCGUCGUCAGCACCGAAGUCUCCGCUGCGCUGUCCUUCGACGUUGACGCGUCGGUGGCGAAGGCGCGGAAGUUGAUUCAGAUGUACGCAGAGCGCGGCAUCGAGAAGGAGCGCGUUCUGAUCAAACUGGCGACGACUUGGGAAGGCUGCGAAGCCGCAAAGAUCCUCGAAAAAGAAGGCAUCCACUGCAACAUGACGCUUCUCUUCAGCUUCGCACAGGCUGUGGCGGCCGCGGAGGCGCGCGCGACGCUGAUUUCUCCCUUCGCGGGUCGCAUCUUGGACUGGUACAAGAAGAAUUAUCCCGAGCGCCAGGCAGAGUUCGUCGGCGACAAAGACCCUGGCGUGCAGACCGUCAAGCGCAUCUACAACUACUACAAGAAGCACAACUACCCCACGACCGUCAUGGCUGCCUCCUUUCGAAACAUCGGCGAGAUCAUCGCCCUCGCAGGCUGCGACAAAGUCACGGUCGCGCCGGCGCUGCUGGAGGAGCUCAAGUCGCAGACGGCGCCGGUGCCGCGAGCGCUGAGCCCAGAGGCCGCAGGCCAUUCCGCCUUGGCUGACUCGCAGAAGAACUCUUUAAAGGUUGAGCGGGAAGCUGCGAAGGCGCACAGCAAGAGCGAAGAUGUGAACGGCGCGCAGAGUGCCUCCGGGGACGAAGAAAAACUGCAUCUCGAUGAAAAGGCUUUUAGGUGGCUGCUCAACGAAGACGCCAUGGCGACUGAGAAGCUCGCCGAAGGCAUCCGCAGCUUCAGUAAAGACCUCAUCACGCUCAAGAACAUGGUUCGCGAGAAGCUCGUAAUGAAGGGCACUCGCGCGUAG